Molecule: messenger RNA, 3436 nt
Organism: Sphaeramia orbicularis (orbiculate cardinalfish)
Lineage: Eukaryota; Metazoa; Chordata; Actinopteri; Kurtiformes; Apogonidae
Gene: clpb
Product: ClpB family mitochondrial disaggregase
Biological process (GO): cellular response to heat
Cellular component (GO): cytoplasm; mitochondrion
Molecular function (GO): ATP binding; ATP hydrolysis activity; protein binding
Source: RefSeq, a predicted model, not a curated record
GGUGACAUCCACGCUACUAUGAGGGGAGACGGUUGUUUUCGUCCGGUUGGUUGUAAUUAGCUGCCUAUAAUCGGCUGUUACGACGAGAUUACCGCGCUAUUUAACAUUUAGAGGACACGUGUUGUCCUCUGGACUUUACGGUCAACCCGUGGGUUCACCCCCGCUCCAUUUGGGUGAGUUUAUCGCCAUGUUAUCAUCCGUUCCCACCAGGUUGAUUGCGCGAAGGUCGCGGAGCCUGUCACCGUGCAGCCGCGUGCUUCAGACCAGCGCGAGCGGUGCCACAUACCAGGGUAUCCGCGAGACACCGGCCGAGACCAACCGUAACCCCAUCGUGUCCACGUCCCGCGUGUCCAGGAGGGGGAUUUUGGCCGAGGAGACACCGGGAGGCAGUGUCAGCCCCUCGGUGCAGUACCACCACCUCGCCCCUAGAUGGCUGUCCAACCUGCAGAACCGCCGCAGCUCCUGGGCGGCCCUGGCCAGCAGGGGGCGCAACAACAACCAGUACUGGGAGGAGAGCGGGCAGGGGGGAGGGGAGGGCCGGGGAACAGGUGGAGGGGCCAGCCGGGCGGGAGUGGCCUCUGCCGGUGUGCUGUCUGCUGCAGCCGUGGCCUUCUGCCUGAAGAAAGACUCAGACACUAAAGGUGAUGCUCUUCUGGAGGCGGCAAGGACAAACAAUGAUCAGGAUGUGACCAGGCUGGUAAAGGAGGGGGUGGACCCAAAUCACCGACACCGUCUUGGCUGGACCGCUCUCAUGGUGGCGGCCAUGAACCGACAGCACAGUGUGGUGAAGGUUCUCCUAGAAGCCGGGGCUGACCCAAAUGCCGGAGACCACUUCAACAACGUUUAUGACACCUCACGGGAGAAAGGCAUCCACUCCCUGGAAGUUCUGGUGUCCAGAGAAGACGAGUUCAGCCACAGACUGAGCAGCCGGGCUGGUUUCCGUGGCUGCACAGCGCUUCACUACGCCACACUGGCUGAUGACCCACGCACCGUUCGCAUGCUGCUAGAGGCUGGAGCUAACCCUCUGCAGACAAAUGCUCUAGGACACACAGCACGGAGCUAUGCUAAGGAGGGAGAAGUGGGAACAGUACUGCAGGAGUGGGAGGGCAAGUUCCAGGAGGCACAGGCUCGACGGGAGGCGGAGGAGAGGAGGCGGUUCCCCCUGGAGAGGAGGCUGAAGGAGCACAUCAUCGGACAGGAGGGGGCCAUUAAUACUGUGGCCUCAGCCAUCAGGAGGAAGGAGAAUGGCUGGUACGAUGAAGAGCAUCCUCUCGUAUUCCUCUUCCUUGGUUCAUCAGGAAUCGGAAAGACAGAGUUGGCCAAACAGGUGGCUCGCUACAUGCACAAGGACAUCAAAAAGGGUUUCAUCCGUAUGGACAUGUCCGAGUUCCAGGAAAAACAUGAGGUGGCGAAGUUUAUUGGUUCUCCACCGGGAUACGUGGGACAUGAGGAAGGGGGUCAGCUGACGAAGCUGCUGAAGGCGUGUCCCAAUGCCGUCGUCCUCUUUGAUGAAGUGGACAAAGCCCACCCUGAUGUCCUCACGAUCAUGCUGCAGCUUUUUGAUGAAGGUCGUCUCACUGAUGGUAAAGGAAAGACCAUUGAGUGUAAAGACGCCAUCUUCAUCAUGACGUCCAAUGUUGCAAGUGAUGAAAUUGCCCAGCAUGGAUUACAGCUGCGUGAGGAAGCUGAAGAGGUCAGCCGCAGAAAGCUGGCCGACAACCUUGAUGAUGUUCAGAAGAGUGAUGACAUUAAAAUCUCCCGACAGUUUAAAGAAUCUGUGAUUCGACCAAUCCUGAAGGCUCAUUUCCGUAGGGACGAGUUUCUCGGCCGGAUCAAUGAAAUCGUGUACUUCUUGCCUUUCUGUCAUUCGGAGCUUCUACAGCUGGUCAGCAAAGAACUGAACUUCUGGGCUAAGAAGGCAAAGCAGCGCCAUGAUAUCACUCUUAAAUGGGAUCGGCCAGUCCUGGACCUGUUGGCUGGAGGGUACAACAUGCAUUACGGAGCGCGCUCCAUUAAACAUGAGGUUGAGCGGCGGGUUGUUAACCAGUUAGCUGCUGCCUAUGAACAGGAGCUCCUGCCCAAAGGCUGCACCCUGCGUCUGUCUGUCCAAUCAGGGGGCCGGGAGGAACGGAGCGUGCCCAGUCUGCGGCUGGAGGUGGUAGGAGAGGACAGCUCAUCGAGAACACUAGACAUCCGUCCGCCUCUGAGCCCCGAACACUAACACUCCACAACACAGACACACAAACAGCAGGUGUGCACACAUGUACACUAACCAUAGUAUCACAAUCAUCAUCAGACAGUGUGAGGAAGAUGGAUGUUCUGGAAUGAUAUUCACAAUAAAAGUACCUCUGAUGAACACAACACCACCGCCUCCCUCUUUCACUGCACAUGCAGUAAAUCAUGCCAACUCUUCCACCAUAUGCAGUAAAUAAACUGCCAACAAUGUGAUGUAAACGUCAAUAAAAACAUCCUCUUAGACCACUAAGGUUUAUAUUACAACUAAAGAUGUUCACAUCAGCUGAUACUGAAAGCUGUGCACAGACGCAGCACAUAGAAACAAUAAGGAGUGUGGGUAAAAUGUUGCAAAAUAAUGUGGUUGUUAAAGUAGCAUAGAGUCACCAGGCUGAUUUAACAUCAUUUCAUCAUGAGAAAGAAACAUCAUAUUAAUGAGGAAAAAGCCAUGAUGCAUUAUGUUGUAGUAGUGUUUGUCGGCUGAGCUGUUAUAGUGUGAUAACUUCAUGUACACUUCAUCACAUAUGCUAUUUAACACAGAUAAAUGUUUAAUAUUUAUUAAAAAGAGACUAAUUAUAACACAUAUAAUAUAUGUAAGUCCAGGGCAAUGAGGAGUGGUAUAUCUGACUAUGACUGAAUGAAUGAUGUGGAUGGGAAAUGGCAAAUGCAGAAAAAACAGAGUACAUACUGUAAUUUUAGCCAAUAGCAAAUAAAACAUGAAAUGACACAACUCAGAGAGGUUUUUCUGAACCAGAGCCAUUUGCAUCAACGACCAAAGAAAGUGUGGUGUUACCUCAGAUCGUUGCCUAAAUGUUCACUUUAAUUCACAUUUGAUUCACCAGCAGAUAAAUAAAUGUGUGUAAACAGAAGCUGCUUUUUCCAUUUCAUUUGACUAAAGAAUGCAUAGUGGAAUCAUCUUAAACAGAAAUGUAUCGCCGUCAUUUUGAAUUAUGGGUAAUAUAACUGCCAUGUGAAUUGCUUUUGUUGAUGCAUGUUAAUGCAAAAAGGUCUGUCACGACGGUGCUCCACAGUGUGUUCUGCAGACAGAUCUGAGGAAUUUAGCAGCAUAAAGAAAUAAUAUUCCAAGUGGUGUAUCAUAAAUGUUUGAACAGCACACUGACAAGACGCCAAAUGUACCCCAGCAACAUUUUUCAUUCUUGUAUCCCAACCUCCACCGUGUAAAUAAAGUCAUCACAACAAAAAA